AUGUCUGUGGCUACUAUGCAGCGCGAGACGGCCUUCCAGGUCCGGUCCUUGUUCCGCUCUCUGCUGCGCCAGUCCUCCCAGUUCUCCAACUAUAACUUCCGCGACUACGCUCGCCGCAAGACGCGGGACUCGUUCCGCGAGCACAAAGGCGAAACAGAGGAGCGUCGGAUACAAGAGCUGAUCCAAGAUGGUCUGCAGAACCUGCGUCUGUUGAAGCGGCAAACCAUCAUCAGCCAGUUCUAUCAAAUGGAUAAGCUGGUUGUGGAGGGACAGAAGACUGGAAAGGAAACAGGGGACAGCGGGGACAUUGUCCGCCAAAAGGACACCGGAGCCUCACGUUCAGGGCGACACCUUGACACCUCCAAUCGAUCGCGCACCGGCCAAAUUGACCACGAUGUCUUUGAAGGUAUUCCCGUACGGCGAUGGUCGCGCCAGCCUCAUCUGGUCUCGCAGGUCCCCAAAGUCGACGAAUCCGAGCAAGGAGAUGUUGCUGGUGGGAAAAAUGCACUGCCGGAGCUGCCAAUGCCACGAGACAGCCAGCUUCUACCAGCGAUGAGUCGUGCGCUCUUGCGCGCCGCACGGGCGGGCUGUAUCUACAUCCGGCCAACUGGACGAGCAUCCGAGGACGAGAAGAAGGAGACUGCCGAUGGGAGGAGCAGGUUGCGACAGUACAUCUUUCAGAUCGCAGCUUCACAAGUCGGAAGUGGUCGUCUCUCCCAAAACACUUGGAACCCCCCGAGUGCGGAAGGCGGUUCAAUGCCGGGUCCCAUGAGAAAGACAAAGAUCAAGAGGACGGACCCGGAGACAGGCAACAUAUCCAUCUAUGAGGUGUGGGUGCCAGAGGGGCAUCGCAUCGAGGGCGAGAUCACCGUUGAUGUGCAGACAAUUGCGGAGCAAAGCGCCGUUCCCGUCACGGCGGAAACGCCUGCUCCAGGAACUGUUGUGGAGGGCGUCGGGGUUGUCAAUGCAGAAGGUGUCGUCGUGGCGGAGGCCGGCUCGGCUUCAGUGAUGACUCCGCCAAAACGUCGACCUCCCCCUCCCAAACGUAAGGGACGAGGCAUUGGUAAGGGUCGCAAGAAGAAGGUCAUGUUUGCACCCGGAGAAGGUGCCGAUGCCGCCACCGUACAUGGCGUUCCUCCGGUUGACGCCACGGUUGCAGGUGUCAAGGCGGCGGAGGAUACCUCGCGCACGUCGGUGGACCCGUCCGUCCAGGAUGAAGAUGAGGAAGGUGAAGAAGGUGAAGACAGCGACGAAGGAGACGAGUCGAUGCUUGAUGCAAAGACACCAGAGACACCGCAGGCCCCACCUGGCGUCGACACUGAGAUCUCUGAAUAUCCCGCGCCGAUAUCUGGCGAACCAGCAAAUGAUGUUGAGAUGAGAGACGCGACCGCGGACAUUGAGACACCUGGUCCUGAUCCAAUCGUUGGAGAAGGGACUGUCAAGCAGCAGGUAGACAUCACUUCUGUCGCGCCAACAGAAACCCCUCAGCCGGACAGGAAUGCUUCUGCAGUGCCCCCAACAUCUCCCCCCUCAAAUCCCUCCGCUGCAGAGACUAGGUCGGAGAACAAAUCUCCGGAUCAAGGUCCGCUUCCAACGUCGCCCGCGCCUGCAGAGUCUGGCGCGGCCGAUGGUCCAUCGCUAAAUGAACCAAGUCCCAAACAAGAGCCGAAAGGUUCUGAGCCACCUGCUGAUGAGAAACUGCCUUCUAAGAGCAUCGAGACUGCACAAAUUCAGGUCAAGACAGAGUCUACACCACAGCCUGUAGCGGCUGAUGAUUCAGCCCUGAAAUCAGCCAGCCCGGCGAGGCCCGAGGAGAAUCAAGCAGAGCGUCGCUUACAAUCAGAACCAGAUCAGCAAUUGCACGAGGUGCCAUCAGCAGAUACCGAGGCAGCGCCCACGGAGCCAAGCCACUCAAAAAUGCAAGAUUCCCCGAUCGAAGCCGAGUCAACACCGGUCCCAGAGAUUGAACAAUCUUCAGAGGCUGUAGACGUCUCUGAUGUGCCCCCUGUUGAAGCUGAGGCCUCUGCCGAUGUUGAGAUGAGCGACGCAGCUCAGGAAGAGGAGCCUGUCACAGCAGAGCCCGUCCCCAAACCACCUUCACCCCUGCCAGCUAUGCCAGGUGAGCUCAAGUCGGAGCCAGAACAGGAGGCUGAGCCGAAACCUCAGUCCCCACCACAGGUUGACCAGAUUCCAGCACGGUCAACGGAAUCCCCUGCGCUAGAAACGGGUACACCUGAAGUACCUGAGCCUACUGCACCCGAAACCACAUCUGUCCCAGAGAUCAAAUCGGAGGAAGCACUUCCACCCGAUGGAACAUCGGCUGUGGACGACAACACGACAGUCCAGUCUGAUUCAACACCUACUCUUCCGCCGGCGCCAGUGGAUGAGCUCGCGUCUGCAGACCAGACGGCCGGAGAGCAAACAACUACACAAACCACAAAGGAGGAGACAGGAUCCGCUUCCGGGUCGCCUACUCAGUCAUAA
Messenger RNA from Penicillium oxalicum, 2484 nucleotides. RefSeq lists its product as uncharacterized. The record is from RefSeq and is a predicted model, not a curated record. The transcript has 6 exons. Gene Ontology annotation, cellular component: mitochondrion; L-cysteine desulfurase complex. Gene Ontology annotation, biological process: iron-sulfur cluster assembly. Lineage: Eukaryota; Fungi; Ascomycota; Eurotiomycetes; Eurotiales; Aspergillaceae. Bases 1 to 2484 code for a protein of 827 amino acids.